UAGUUAAAUAGAAAGUAUAAUGUUUUUAAAAUUACUUUUACUUCAGAUUCUGUUUAAAAUUCCAUGACUUGCCGCCUUGUUUAGACUUAGUAAAUGAUUGGGCCGUAUCUGAUAGAACAAGUAUGGCGAUGGGAGAACAUUAAUGUUAGAAAUUCGUUAUUAAAUUUUAAAAGACUAUAUUGUCUUUGAAGAAAGGUAAGAAUGGUUUAGUGUUAAAAAUUACAUGUUUUUUAUGUGUCUAUUUUCCUAUUAGAUUUUUGGUUAUAUCGCUUCAAAGAGACCUUUACCCUAUCAGUGGUGUUUGAUAAUGUCUUUCUUGUUGUCAGCAACUACAACCAAAGGAAUAUGUCAAAACUGAGAGGUGAGUGCAAAAAUAUAGGCCAGAAUAAGAUUUUUGAAAGCAAAGAAAGCCGCCAUCCUUGUGUUCUUUGUAACACAGUGCUUGACAGUAAAGAAGCUUUACAAGAUCAUUUUAGAAAACAUGCUAACAAAGAAAUAGAUUUGAAAGGAAGGACGCUUGGACCUGAAGGCGAAUUGAAACAGACUACAAAGAAUGGAGUUUAUAUCAGAGGUAGCGGAUCUCAAGUCAAUACAAAGAUCAAGUGCGAUGUUUGUGGUGAAGAGUUCAACUGUAAUACAAGGGCAAUACAGCAUAAAUUUAGAAAGCAUCCUUUCGACGCAGUCAAGCAUUAUUGCCCUCAGUGUGGAAUGCAAUUUCCUUUACAAGGCCAUCGGGAUAACCAUUUGAAAGAACAACACGAGUCAGAUCAUGUGCCAAAGAAUCCUUAUCCUUGUUACCAAUGUGGAGCUAUAUUUUUUAACAAAGCUGCACAUGAAUACCAUGACAAAUCUGCUCACCACAGGGUAGUAACUUUAUAUAAACAAAUACAAACACCACCUCCUUCCAAAAAGAUUCGUUACAACAAUGCUGGUGAACCACAAAGCGUCUAUUAUUGCCAUUUGUGCGGACUUGAAUAUAUUGUGAAAUUCAACCUGCAGAAGCAUCUGGAGCGACAGCAUCCCGUAGAGGAGAGAGCUAUGCAGCCCGCAGAAUUAUUCAAAUGCAAUACUUGCGAUGCUCUAUUUUAUAACCAAAAAGCUUACCUCAACCACAACAAUUAUCACAGGCCGAAUGAUCUGUAUGUUACUUCUGAAGAGCAGAGGCUGCAAACAGUGACUCGUGUUGACCAAGACUUUGAUAUCCGAAGGGUUCAGCCGGCAGCGGAGAGAUAUAUUCCAAGAUUCAGGCGAAGGAGAGUACCCGUCACGCCGAGCAGUAAGUUUGUAGUAAAUAAGACCCGCAAAGAAAAAGAAGAUGAAGAAAUGUCUCCGCCUCCGAAUUCCGACUCAGAUUCUGAUCAUGAACACAGUUCAGAAAACACUCAGCAAGAUUAUGAAAAAAAUAAAGUUACCUCAAAUUCCAAAGAAAUUGAAGAAACUUCGCAGGAAGUUGAAGAUAAACAGAAUGCAAAUGAAACAUCGGAAGAUGUAAAAGAAAAUUCUGUUCAGCGGGUUCUGUGAAUGCCCGAAUUCUAGUCAGUUGAAUUGUAACUGGUUGUGACGAGAGUAUCGUUUAUUUAUUUAUUUAUUCUUUAUUAAGAUCUGUUAUUGAAACAAAUUGGUGAAUAGUUUAUGAAAAACUUUAUUUAAUAUUUUUUCUGCAGCUAAAAUUCCAAAAAAAAUAUUUCAUUUUCAUCGUAUAUUUUAGAUAUAUUUAUAUGU
This is a messenger RNA of Nezara viridula (southern green stink bug), 1722 nucleotides long. The record is from the annotation of a GenBank genome assembly. Lineage: Eukaryota; Metazoa; Arthropoda; Insecta; Hemiptera; Pentatomidae.